AACCACAAAGCUUUUCGGUUCAUUGACCCGGUCACCUACAAGAUAAUCAUCAGCCGUGAUGCGCAGUUCAUCGAAAUGAAAGAUCAGGAAGGAGAUCAUUCCCCCAAGAGUCCGGUAUCGCCGCAAAUUGUGGAAUAUGAAGCUGAAGUCAUUCCGUUCAAUCCUGAGUCUGAUGGAGAUAGAAAAGUUCUUGAUGAAGCAGGCAACGUUGAUGAUACCCUGGUUGAGGAGAAGCCUGAGGAUACAGAUUCCAGCUUUUACGAUACCUCGAAUGAAGACGAAGCUAAUGGAGGAGAUGCGUCAGCGCGGCGGCCGAUGCGUAGCACGAAAGGAGUAUUGACACAACGAUAUCCAGAGACCACUGGUAUGGUGCGAAAACUAACUGACGAGCCGAGGACAUUCAAUGAAGCCAUGAAAGGACCUGAAGCGGAGUUGUGGAAGGCAGCUAUGGACGAUGAGAUGACGUCGUUGCAAGAGAAUGGCACAUGGCAGCUGACGGAUAUACCGACGGGACGCAAGGCGGUUGGCUGCAAAUGGAUCUUCAAGCGGAAGCUAGACGAAGAUAGAAACGUGGUAAGAUAUAAAGCCCGGCUAGUCGCUCAAGGAUUCACCCAAAAGUUCGGGACGGACUAUGACGAAGUCUUUGCACCGGUGGUGUGUCAGGUGACUUUCCGGGUACUGCUGACGGUUGCCAGCAGGGAUGCCAGAUGA
Molecule: messenger RNA, 711 nt
Organism: Aedes albopictus (Asian tiger mosquito)
Lineage: Eukaryota; Metazoa; Arthropoda; Insecta; Diptera; Culicidae
Exons: 1
Coding region: 76-711 (211 amino acids)
Source: RefSeq, a predicted model, not a curated record